AUGGACAAAGAUUGCGACAUGGUUUAUAAAAAUAUUUCUGACCUUUACAAAUCCGAAGAAUUUAAGACAUACGAUAACUUUGUUUCAUUAGUUGCAAAAUGUGUAUGGCAGAUAAGAGAUAAAGAUAGAAGAGGUAAAGUAUGGAAUGAACAGAUAAGACCCACUAUGUUUGAGAUGAAGAGAGCAAUUGACGCUUUAGUUAUUUUAGCUGGUAAUGUUUCAAUGUAUAACGCAAAAACGAUGCCGCAAUGUUCAAAAUGUAAAGCGUCAAUAAGAAAAUAUAACUACUCAGUCAAAGAGAUAGAAAGAAUGCGAAACGACUAUGCAGACUUAAAGAAAGAAACAGAAAAGCCAGCAGAAGAUAAAAUGGAUAUGUUAACAUUUCUUAAUAAAAACUAUCCAACAGCAGAAGAUUUCCUUUUAUCUGACGUCAAGAAGAAGUAUAAAGAAACCUUCGGCAUUGUUAAAACAUUAAUAGAAGCUACGAAAUUGUUUAGAGUCUCACGAAUUCAUAACGUUUACCAUGUAAAACGUUUAUAA
Messenger RNA from Trichomonas vaginalis G3, 540 nucleotides. Its product is annotated as organellar and viral DNA polymerase type B. NCBI's taxonomy places the organism in Eukaryota, Parabasalia, Trichomonadida, Trichomonadidae. The record is from RefSeq and is a predicted model, not a curated record. The transcript has a single exon. The coding region runs from base 1 to 540 and encodes 179 amino acids.